Molecule: messenger RNA, 2307 nt
Organism: Zingiber officinale
Lineage: Eukaryota; Viridiplantae; Streptophyta; Magnoliopsida; Zingiberales; Zingiberaceae
Product: putative kinase-like protein TMKL1
Exons: 2
Coding region: 89-2107 (672 amino acids)
Biological process (GO): protein phosphorylation
Molecular function (GO): ATP binding; protein kinase activity; protein binding
Source: RefSeq, a predicted model, not a curated record
GUAAGAAGGCUUCUCUGAAAAGCUAAAACCACUCUCCUCCUCAAAACCUUCUCUUCCUCGCUGUUCUGCUCUCUGGCCGCCUUCCAAAAUGUCUCCUUUCCCUUCAAAAGUUGCUCCUUUUUUCUUGUUUUCUUUGUUCUCCUUCUUCGUCGCCUUCUCUUCCUCGCAGCCCUCCUCGCCGGACGUCCUUCUCCUCCUCAACACCAUAAAGCCUGUGCUCCAGGGCUCCGCCGCUAACCCCGAGCUUUCUUCCUGGAACGUCUCGCUCCCUCUCUGCCUAUGGCGUGGCCUCCGGUGGUCCUCCGGGGGAGGCGCCGCCGCGCUUCGUUGCGACGAUGACUAUGACCUCCGCUCCAACCUCUCCCUCUCCUACGACCCCUCACUUCGCCUCCUCUCCAUCCACCUUCCCGCCGCCGCCCUCGCCGGGUCUCUCCCUCCGGAGCUGGGCCAGUUCUCGUUCCUCGAGUCGCUCUUCCUCGGCGUCAACUCGCUCACGGGAACCAUUCCCCUCGAGCUCGGGAACGCGCCCGUCCUCGCGAACCUCGACCUCUCCGAGAAUCUUCUGGACGGCGCGCUACCGCCUUCUAUCUGGAACCUCUGCGGUCGACUCGUCUUGCUCCGCCUCCAUGGAAACAAUCUCUCUGGAGAAGUUCCUGACCCUGCGGAUCCAAGCGAGACCUGUGCCAGGCUAAGGGUUCUGGACUUGGGACAAAACCGCUUCCAGGGGCGUUUUCCAGAGUUCAUAGGCGGUUUCCAUGGGAUGGCGGAGCUGGACCUCAGCAACAACCACUUCUCCGGCUCGAUCCCAGAUUCGAUCGGAGGGCUCAGGAACCUGGAAAGCUUGAAUCUUUCUCACAACAACUUCACCGGGCCACUUCCGUCGUCCCUCCAGGAUUCGCGGUUCACGGCGGAGGCAUUCCAGGGAAACGACCCGGAGCUCUGCGGACGGCCACUGGACAGAUGCGGGUCGGGUUCCGGCCUUAGUGCCGGAGCUAUAGCGGGCAUCGUAAUUGGUUUGCUGGCCGGGGCGGUGGUCCUUGCGUCGGUGUCCAUCGGAUGGGUGCAAGGAAGGAAUAGGAGAAACAGGGCAAGGCAGGCGGACGAAGAGGAGGAGAUCGUCUUCGAGGAAGACGGAAACAGUGAAGACGGGAGGCUGAUGCUGUUCCAGGGCGGCGAGCAUCUGACGCUCGACGACGUCCUGAACGCCACUGGACAGGUGAUGGAGAAGACGAGCUACGGGACGGUGUACAAAGCGAAGCUAGCCGACGGUGGCAACAUCACUCUGCGCCUGCUGCGGGAAGGCACCUGCAAGGAUCAAGCUGAGUGCUUGCCAGUCGUGCGGCAGCUCGGUCGAGUCCGGCACGAGAACCUGGCGGCGUUGCGAGCGUUCUACCAGGGGAAGCGAGGGGAGAAGCUGCUCAUCGGCGAUUACCACCCAAAUCGAACUCUCCACGACCUUCUUCACGACACCUGGGCAGGGAAACCGGUACUGAACUGGAAUCGUCGGCACAAGAUCGCCCUGGGAGUGGCCCGGGGGCUGGCGCACCUCCACGCCGGGCUGGAGACGCCGGUGACGCACGGCAACGUUCGGUCGAAGAACGUGCUGGUAGACGAGUUCUACGUGCCGCGGCUGACGGAGUUCGGGAUCGACAAGCUGCUGGUGGCUGCGGUGGCGGACGAGAUGGUGUCGGCGGCGAAGGAGGACGGGUACAAGGCGCCGGAGCUACAGAGGAUGCGGAAGUGUAACGCGAGGACGGACGUAUACGCUUUCGGGAUACUGCUUCUGGAGAUCUUGCUCGGGAAGAAGCCGGGGAAGGGGACUGGGAAGGAGGGGGACGGGGCGGACCUGCCUGCCGUGGUGAAGGCGGCGGUGCUGGAGGAGGCGACGAUGGAGGUGUUCGACGUGGAAGUGAUGAAGGGGGUGAAGAGCCCGAUGGAGGAGGGGCUAGUGCAGACGCUGAAGCUGGCGAUGGGGUGCUGCGCGCCAGCGGCGGCGGUGAGGCCGGACAUGAGCGAGGUGGUGAAGCAGCUGGAGGAGAACAGACCAAGGAACAGGUCGGCGUUGUACACGCCCACAGACAGAAGCGAGAUAGGGACGCCAUUUUGACGCCAUGAACAGGAGCGAGCUUGUCGAUCGACCGGUACCAAUCGCAGCGAUACAAACUUUCAACUGUGAGCUAUGUUUGUCGAAAUCCUUGGCCUACGACAGAUCAUUUGUCGAUGAAUCAAAGGGACGAUCGAACUGUUGGUUCCGACAUGGGACGUCAUUUGAAUGGAAGUUCGAUAAGAGUUUGAAGUUUUGUGAAA